AUGCUUGCUCAAACCAUCUUCUCCAUUCUCGCCAUCGCCACUACUGGCCUCGCUGCUCCUGUUGAGCCCCGCAGCGACGACUACUUCGGCCCAGCCGAAAUCCACACCUACAACAUUAACAACGGAGCAAUUUACGACACAGACGAAGGUCGCGUGACCAAGGCCCCUGGCAACGGCGGUAACGACAUCACAACCCUCCUCACCUUCAAGUACCCCGAAGCAGCCAGGGGCAAGAAAUGCCAAUUCGCUUUCUACCUCGCUCCCGGCGAGAACGUCAUUGGUAGCAAGAAGCUUGAUCUCUACUCUAGCCUUGCACCCGCUCCUGGACCCCGUGCCGGCUGGGGCCCUGGUAACCAGCGCAAUGUCCACUUGGGACGCAUGGAUGUCAAGGUUGGAGGUUCUGCGACCUGGGAGGCUACUUAUGGGCCGUACAUGACACAGAAGACGGAUUGCAAGAAGCCUGGUACUGUUGAGGGGCUUGAGCUUGUUGGUGUCUACGAUCUUGAUGCUAUCUACUGGAACCCGGCUAAGUCUGGCCCUCGUAUUGUUAUCAGCUAG
Messenger RNA from Fusarium musae, 558 nucleotides. RefSeq lists its product as uncharacterized. Bases 1 to 558 code for a protein of 185 amino acids. The record is from RefSeq and is a predicted model, not a curated record. Lineage: Eukaryota; Fungi; Ascomycota; Sordariomycetes; Hypocreales; Nectriaceae. The transcript has a single exon.